Molecule: messenger RNA, 495 nt
Organism: Phycomyces blakesleeanus NRRL 1555(-)
Lineage: Eukaryota; Fungi; Mucoromycota; Mucoromycetes; Mucorales; Phycomycetaceae
Exons: 1
Coding region: 1-495 (164 amino acids)
Source: RefSeq, a predicted model, not a curated record
AUGAGCAGCCCAGAAGAAAUAAAUCCAUAUCGUUCUCUAUCACCUCUCGAACGACGAACCCGUUCAUUGUCUCCUCCUCUUCAAUCUCCUUCUUCAUUUAGAAAUCCAGACCGACGUUUGUCAGAAGAAUACGAAGACAAGAGUGAUCAACCGUUUGCCUAUGGCUAUUUACUUGGCUUGUUCAGUAGCCCAGACAUGGGUGCAUUUCUAACCAGCACUAGUUUCUCGGAUGAGAUUCAGGCCCUUCCAUUCCAUUGGCAGACACUGAUUAGUGAAGCCAAGGAUGAAGUGAUUCAGGAACGCACACAACAUUCUCCUUUAAAACAACAUCCUGCAAUGAAGAGAUUAGAGAAUGUCAGACAAUAUGUGUGGAUGGCAGCAGGGAAUGAUUCUUCUAAUUUACCUAAUACUCUUACUUCUAUUCUUCAUCAAGACGACCAAUUGUGGCCUAUUAUUCAAUCACCCCACUUUUUCACAAGUGACAAUAAAUCAUGA